This is a messenger RNA of Plasmodium gonderi, 2043 nucleotides long. RefSeq lists its product as hypothetical. The record is from RefSeq and is a predicted model, not a curated record. The transcript has a single exon. Gene Ontology annotation, cellular component: cytosolic small ribosomal subunit. The coding region runs from base 1 to 2043 and encodes 680 amino acids. Lineage: Eukaryota; Apicomplexa; Aconoidasida; Haemosporida; Plasmodiidae. Gene Ontology annotation, molecular function: ribosome binding; translation initiation factor activity; tRNA binding. Gene Ontology annotation, biological process: translational initiation.
AUGAGUGCUGUAGAUGAAAACAAAAGUAACAACUUGUACUUCCUAACGUUCAGUAAGAACAAAGUGACCAUAUACGAGUACGACGUUAGUUUGAGUAGUUGCAUAAUUGAAGAUAUUGAAAAUGAAAUAAAAAAAAGUGAACAGAAUGUAGUAAACGAUACAGAAAAUGGUAAGCAUGCUAGCGUGUAUAAACACGUCAACAAUGAGAACAACAAACGGGAAUGCACUUCUGAGAAGGACGUGAAUCGAAAUAUAAUUGAACCCAAUGCACAAGUAAAAAAAUCGGGAAACAAAUUUAACAAUGAUUUUUUACUUAAUAGAGGUAUUAGAAUCUACAAAGAAUUUGAGGAUGUCGAACUAAUCACAUGCACAAAUGAUUAUAAAAAAAUUAUUAUUGUCAGAAAGGAAAACUUAAACGUGGCACAAGUAAUAGAUAUAAAAAAUAAACAGAAGAGAAACGAUAUUUAUAUUAGAACCAAGACACCGAUUAAGGGAAUUACAACAAGCCCAAAAGACACUCACAUUGUCCUGUACUGCCAAUACAAGCCAGAGAUAAGUGCCCACAAUUUAUUCGUUUAUAGGUUGUCAAAUAAGGGUGUAAAAAAGAAGGAAAAAAAGAGUGACAGUGUCAGUGUCAGCGCCAGUGCCAGAAGUAGAGGAAAGAGGAGUGCACCUCAUGCUGCGGAUCGGAAUGAGAAUAUUGUAAUUGAGAAACAAAACUCUGACACUGACACUGAUGCUGCUUCUUCUGCUUCUGUUGACGGGGACACUCGUGCAGAUAUGAGGCGUAGUUGUGAGACAAACCACAUUGACGAACCCGUACGCGUAGACACAUUAAAAACGUAUAGCAGUAACACAUGGCCAUUCUACAAGUGGAGUGCGAGUGAAUCCAUUUGUGCUAUUAGAAUAAAUAACAAGAUUUGUAUAUAUAAAGAAAACGAUUUUUCUUCGUAUGUACAACAGCUACGUUUAGAAAAUUUGGAAUUUUUCGACAUUUCACCUGAACAGAGUAAGAAAAAAGGAGUUUUAAUUGCGACAUACGAAAGAGGAGGAAAAGGAAAACCAUCUGUUUUUAAGAUUUUCAACUUAUCGAAUCUAGAGAAAUAUAUUUAUUCAAAAACAUUUUUCAAUUCAGAUGAAAUGAAAAUAAAAUGGAAUAAAAAUGCAAGUGCUUUAUUGUUAAAUGUACAUACACAAGUAGACAAAGAAAAACAGUAUUACUAUGGAUUAAGUAAUUUAUUUUUUAUUGAUACAGAAAAGUUGAAUGAAGUAAAUAUAAUGACUGAUAGAGGGCAAAUAUAUGAUUCCAUAUGGUCAUAUAAUCAAAAUAAAUUUUAUGUAUGCAAAGGUGAUAUACCAGCCGAAAUUGUAGUCUAUGAUAAGCAUGCAAAUGUUACACAUUCCUUUGGAAGACAUAAAUUUAAUACCCUUAAAUUAAAUUGUUCAGAAAAAUUGUUACUUACUGCUGGGUUUGGAAAUUUAAGUGGAGAUAUUUCUAUAUGGAAUACAACUACAAAAAAGGAAAUUACAAAAACAAAAUCGUCAUGUGCUGUAAUUUGUGAAUUUUUUAAUGAUGGAAAACAUUUUAUUACAGCUACAACACACCCCAGACUUCGUGUUGAUAAUAAUUUAAAAAUUUUCACGUAUGAUGGAUUUAUAGUUAGUAGAAUAAACUUUGAAGAAUUGUAUAAGGUCAUAAUUCUACCCAUUAACAAAAUAAAAUAUCAAGAAUCCGAUGCUUCUUUAGGUGUUCAUAUGGAAAAUUCGAAUAAACAAUUUUAUAUUCAUAAACAGCUAGGCAUCGAUUCGAAGAAAAUUGGAAUUUAUCGAGCACCCGGUACGUCAGGUGCACUAAGCAUUACGUUAAAUGGAUUCAUGAAUUCGAAGAAGCCAGCUCAGAAGUCUAGUAAACCACCCGGAUCCAAUUUUGUUCAGGAUCAAAAGAAGAAGACAUCUCAAAAAAAAAAAAAAAAAAAAAAAAACAUAAAAAAUGAGGAGGAGGAGGAAGUUGCAGAUGGACAUGACGUCGAAGAGGAUACCUAG